ACAAAUAGACUUAAAACGAAAUUCAGAGAAUAAAUUUAUACAGAUUUGCUUUUGCUCAGUAGAUAAGUCAUUUUGUUCUAAAACAAAUACAGCGUAGACACACACGCGUCGAAUUACAUUUUAGUUCUAAUUGACUGUUGUUGUUAUUGUUGUCAUUGUGUUAUCGGAAAAUAAGAUUACAACUAAGUGAACAAAAUUGUGGUUAACUGAAACAGUUUAUUUUUUAUUUUUAAUUAAUCUAUGUGUUAAAUAUAUGAAUGUACAGUUUGUUUAGAAAAAGUUGAGAGAUUCAUCAGUGAAUUGUAGCCGUAUGAUUUUUUUUUUAACAUUAUCUACACAUCAAUAUUAAAGAAUUGAUGUUGCUCUUUUCUAUGUUAAUUUUUAAUAGUUUUUGAAAAGUAAAUGUUGGUCAAGUAUUAAUAAAUGAAUUAGAGUGUAGCCAUGGAAUUCGAAGAGCCUGUAAAACAAGGACUAUUACUUUUUCCUCCUCAAGGCGUUCUUAGUCAACUUAAGAAAGCAUGGCAUAAACGAUAUUGUCAACUGUUCAAAGCAAGUAAAUGCGGGAUAGCGAGGUUAGAAAUAUGGGAUUCCAAAGAAGAUUUUUUUAAUAAACAAAAUUCACCUAGAAUUAUUACCCUAGAGGCUUGCAUUAAAAUUGGUCUAAGCAGUCAAGCUAAAACUUUUGAAGUAAUAACCAAAACAAAUGAUUAUCAUUUCGGUUGUUUCACUGAAACUGACACAUGCGACUGGAUCGCAGCGUUCCAAAAAGUAGCGUUUAAGGAUGAUACUUCAAAUCAAAUAAUUGAAGAGGAAAACGAUUUGUAUUGUGCUAGUAAUGAAGGAGUUUUUUCGGUGAAGCUUGUUGAAACAGAAGCAUCCAAGCGAUGUCGAUUAGAUCCUAAAAAUUACACUCUUAUAAUUUCUGCAAUGGAUUUGAAGCUGAUUGACAACGAUACAGUUUUAUUUACCUGGCCAUAUAGGUACAUUAGAAAAUACGGAUACAGAGAUGGAAAAUUCACGUUUGAAGCCGGGAGAAAAUGUGUAUCUGGCGAGGGAUCUUUUAAGUUAGAGCACAGUAACCAACAAGAGAUUUUUAGGUGUAUAUCUUCUCGAAUGAAAUGUAUGAAAAAGUUGUUGAAAAAUAAUGAAAUAGAACAAGGAUCUUUGUCACUGGGAAUAGAUUGUAAUGACGCGCAGUAUCAUGCUGCUUUGACAAUGGAAGCUGGUUCCAGAUCUCCACUGCCUGUGUCUUCGAAUUUUAGCUCAUUAAAUAUAGAAGACGAAAUUUCACUGUCACAGAAUUCCCAAAAGCCUCUAAUAUUUUAUUCAUAUCUUUCAACUUCCAGUGGAAAUUCAGUGCCAUCGAUUAGACCUCAACCGGUGAUAAAACCCAAGCCUACUAAACCUCCUAGAAAAUAUAUCGAUUCUAAUUUAACAAAUGAAAAACUUGACACUGAAUUUCAAAAUACUUCUGAUUCUGUUAAGUAUAAAAAACCAAAUUAUUGCCCUUCAUCAAAGUUUGAUGCAACGUACGCUCAAUUAGAAUUAAAAACUGAUGAAACAAAUUCUUACGACUUCGUUGAAGUUCGAAACAACGCAUGGAAAACUCACGGAAUUGAUGUAAUACCUCACAAUGAAAACAGAGAUUCCAAUUAUUCUGAGUUGAGUGCUGAACAAAUGAACUCAGCUAUGAAAAAUCUUCAUAUCAGAAAGAAAACUACCAAGGAAGAUCAAAGUAAUAGUGAUAAUCACCAUAAUAACAAUAAUAAUGAAGCUGAUAAAGAUGUGAGGGUUGAUGGUGAAAAUUCAAAUGAUGAAGAUAAAGACGAUCAUAUUCAAUAUGAGACAAUAAUUACUGAAAAUAGCUCAUCAACAAACGCAUCAGUAUCGACACUUAAUUAUAAUCUAUCUUCGACAUUAGACUCUCUGGCUGAUUAUGACAAACUCCAACAUAUUGGAUCGCUGUAUAAAGGAAAUAGUAACUCUGGAUAUAAAACUCCAACUGGCGCGAAUAGUUUGGAAAAUUCUUUGUCGUGUUAUAAUAGUAAUGCGGUUUCUUUGGAAAAGUCUAUUUCUUCUUGGGAUGAUUAUGAUAUUGUUGAAGAUAUUUUUGUGGACAACAGCAAUCGAGGAUAUGGUGUUAUUAGAAAAAAGACCAGUCAUCCAGAGCCGAAACAUAGAGUGUAUAAUGAUAGUGAAUAUGCAAUUGUUUCUAAACCGAAGAGAGUAUAAAAGACCAUAUUACAUUUUUUAUUACGUAUUUCAAUAAUAAUACACUGAGAGAAAAAAUUUCUUUUGAAAAAAAUGAGUAAUA
Messenger RNA from Cotesia glomerata, 2314 nucleotides. It is a transcript of the gene Dok, whose product is annotated as docking protein 3. The record is from RefSeq and is a predicted model, not a curated record. The coding region runs from base 442 to 2232 and encodes 596 amino acids. Gene Ontology annotation, cellular component: cytoplasm. NCBI's taxonomy places the organism in Eukaryota, Metazoa, Arthropoda, Insecta, Hymenoptera, Braconidae. Gene Ontology annotation, biological process: cell surface receptor protein tyrosine kinase signaling pathway; positive regulation of MAPK cascade. The transcript has 3 exons.